AUGAAAUUAUACGGUUUGUCUUUGGCAAGACAUGAGAGACAUGACAUUCCCCUUCUGAAGCUGGAUGGAGCCUUCAACUUCAGUUCAACAGUUUUGCCAGCAUGUCUUCCUCAUCCAGGUGAAAAGUUUGAAGCAGGAUAUGUCUGCACUGCUUGUGGUUGGGGCUGUUUAGAUGGAAAUGGACUGCUCCCUCAGGUCUUAUAUGAAGUUGAUCUGCCAAUCCUAAACAGCAAAGAGUGUUCAAGAGCAUUAUCAACUUUAAAGAAACGCAUCCAAGGUGACACCAUAAUGUGUGCUGGAUUUCCAGGUGGAGGAAAAGAUGCCUGCCAGGGAGACUCAGGAGGCCCCCUUUUGUGUCGAUGUAAGCACGGUGCCUGGGCUCUUGCUGGUGUGAUCUUCUGGGGGAUGGGAUGUGCCCAUGGCUGGAUAAGUAAUGAGAAGAAGAAACAUUACUACAGGGGAUCUCCUGGAAUAUUCACAGGCCUCAGUGCAGUGCUUUCCUGGAUUCAAGAGAACAUGGGUGCUGAUCUGAAAAUGAGAAGCUCCACAGCAUUUUGUAGCAUUCAGGAUGGCAAACUCCGUGACAGUGAAGGGGAAUUACAUUUUCCUGGAAGUCCCAAACAGUUCUAUGAAAACCACCAGAACCAAUUUAUUAUUCCAGAUUGCAUAUAUGGACUAUUUGUGCCAGAAGGGAAUUACAUAUUGCUUCGGUUUUCCCACUUUGAUGCAGAGCCAGAAACAUUCUGUGACUAUGGUUCUUUAUCAGUCUGUUCAAAAGAUGACAGUCUCGUGGGGAAAUUCUGUGGAGAAGAUCCUCCAUUACCAAUUUUGUUUGGCUCCAAUAGUAUAAGGCUGAAAUUUUUUUCUGACCAUGAGGAUUAUGGAACUGGUUUUUCCAUGACCUACAAAGCUCUUACACCAGAUAUUCUUCCUGAUUCUGGCUGUGAGCCCCUAGCUGUCCUUUUUGAAGAAGGAGUCUUACAGAGUACACACUAGCCAGAACACUACAGCAACACGGCAGACUGUCAAUGGAUUAUUUAUGCACCAGAGGACCAUGGAACCAAGUUUUUCAUUUUUUAUUUAAAACUUACCUACCAGUCCUUUGAGGUAGAAGAGAGUGAAGAUUGCUCCUAUGAUGCAGUGACUGUGUAUGAAGAUGUGGGAAAAGAGGAGGAAAUCGCCAAGCCUUGUGGAUUUGCCCUAGUGGCACCUGUCCUAAGCUCCUCUGCUGUAAUGCUGGUUGUCUUUUACCCUGAUGAAACAGAGACCUUUGGAGGAUUCAGAACCACAGCCUCUUUUGUUCAUGUAGCAGAUUUAGAUAGACUGAAUCCAACUAGUGAAGAAGAAUCUGGAGGUAUGGAUAUGGAUAUGACUGAAGAAGAAAUGCAGGUUACAAGAGAUGAUACUUGUGGAAUGCCUUCAAAUCAGCCCAGGCUCAUCUUCAGCAGGAUAACUGGAGGUGAAGAAGCUGUACCACCCUCAUGGUCUUGGCAGGCCAGUGUACAAAUUUCAGAUGAGCCUAUCUGUGGAGGAGCAGUUCUUGCCAAAGAAUGGGUUGCCACAGCUGCCCACUGCCUUGAUUCCAAGGAACUAUACAGAGAUUUAUGGAUGGUGGUAACAGCACUUCAUGAUCUUACAGAGCAAGAGUACAGACAGGAAAGACUGUGGCAAAUCGGGCCUCUGGACCAGAGUUCCUGCUUCCCUGUUUCUGCUGCUGAACGUGAACGCAAUGAGAAUUGAGGCAGGGGAAGGAAGAGUGGA
Molecule: messenger RNA, 1761 nt
Organism: Lepidothrix coronata (blue-crowned manakin)
Lineage: Eukaryota; Metazoa; Chordata; Aves; Passeriformes; Pipridae
Gene: OVCH2
Product: ovochymase 2
Biological process (GO): proteolysis
Molecular function (GO): serine-type endopeptidase activity
Source: RefSeq, a predicted model, not a curated record